This is a messenger RNA of Glycine soja, 1816 nucleotides long. Its product is annotated as UDP-glucose flavonoid 3-O-glucosyltransferase 7-like. The record is from RefSeq and is a predicted model, not a curated record. Gene Ontology annotation, molecular function: UDP-glycosyltransferase activity. The coding region runs from base 191 to 1636 and encodes 481 amino acids. NCBI's taxonomy places the organism in Eukaryota, Viridiplantae, Streptophyta, Magnoliopsida, Fabales, Fabaceae. The transcript is spliced from 3 exons.
UAGUAUUAUUAAGUACUACAUAUUAGCUUUCCCUGAAUUCAAAUCUUCUUCUCAUCUCACACCCCACUGUCACCUGUAUUCACAAAGCUCAACAAAAAUUAUAACAAUACACAAAGAAGGGAAAAGACGAAUCAGAAGACAGAGAUAUCUAUCAGGACUGAAAAAGCAAUUUAGAAAGAGAAAUCCGAAGAUGGAAGACUUAGAAGCAAAGAUAUCAGAUUCAAAACCAGAUGACUCAAGUCCUCUAAAACUCUACUUGCUCCCUUUUCUUGCUCCGGGACACAUGAUCCCACAAAUUAACCUUGCUCAAGUUUUUGCCUUUCGUGGCCACCAUGUUACUAUUCUUACCACUCCUUCCAAUGCUAAACUCAUCCCAAAACAUCUCAAUGUCCACAUCUUGAACUUCCCCUCCGAGGAAGUGGGUCUCCCUUCAGGCCUUGAGAAUAUCUCCUUGGCCAAAGACAACAACACUGCCUACAAGAUAUGGAAGGCCUCAAAGCUUCUCAAACCCGAAAUCGAAAACUUCUUAAAUCAUAACCCUCCUCACGCUUUGAUCAUAGACAUCAUGUAUACAUGGAGAUCCACACUUAACAAUAGCAUCCCCACGUUUGUUUACAGCCCCAUGCCCGUCUUCGCUCUUUGCGUUGUUGAAGCCAUCAAUCGCCAUCCUCAAACUUUGGCUUCUGAUUCUUCACUUCCUUAUGUUGUCCCUGGUGGUCUCCCCCACAAUGUCACGCUUAAUUUUAACCCCUCAUCAACUAGCUUUGAUAAUAUGGCUCGUACUUUGCUACACGCCAAGGAAAAUAACAAACAUGGUGUUAUUGUGAACACAUUUCCAGAGCUCGAAGAUGGGUACACUCAGUACUACGAGAAACUCACCCGUGUUAAAGUCUGGCACCUUGGCAUGCUCUCACUUAUGGUGGAUUAUUUCGACAAAAGAGGCAAGCCACAAGAGGAUCAGGUCGACGACGAGUGCCUCAAAUGGCUUAACACCAAGGAGUCCAACUCAGUGGUGUACAUAUGCUUUGGGAGCUUGGCCCGUCUCAACAAGGAGCAAAAUUUUGAGAUAGCACGUGGAAUCGAGGCCUCUGGGCACAAAUUCCUUUGGGUGUUGCCCAAGAACACGAAAGAUGACGACGUGAAAGAAGAAGAAUUGUUGCUGCCACAUGGUUUUGAAGAAAGGAUGAGGGAAAAGAAGAGAGGAAUGGUAGUGAGAGGGUGGGUCCCGCAAGGUCUAAUAUUGAAGCAUGAUGCCAUUGGAGGGUUCUUAACGCAUUGUGGUGCUAAUUCGGUGGUGGAGGCGAUUUGUGAAGGGGUGCCUUUGAUCACCAUGCCUAGGUUUGGUGACCAUUUUUUGUGUGAGAAGCAAGCGACUGAGGUGCUUGGGCUUGGGGUGGAGUUGGGUGUGUCUGAGUGGAGCAUGUCUCCUUAUGAUGCGAGGAAGGAGGUGGUGGGUUGGGAACGAAUUGAGAAUGCUGUGAGGAAGGUGAUGAAGGAUGAAGGAGGCUUACUCAACAAACGAGUCAAGGAAAUGAAGGAGAAAGCACAUGAAGUUGUUCAAGAGGGUGGAAACUCUUACGACAAUGUUACUACCCUUGUUCAAUCACUCAGACGGAUGAUGAAUGUUCAUGGUUGAUGUUAAUGCUUCAUUAGUUUCUUUUUUUAAUCAACUUCUGGUUUGGAACUCUAGAUUUGUUUCAUAUAAUUUCAUCAUGGUUAUUAAAGAUAAUGCUUCAUUAGUUUGUUUUUUUAAUGAACUUUUGAUUUGGAACUCGUUUCAUAUAAUUUCAUCAUCAUUAUUAAAGAUAAUGCUUCA